AGGGGAGCUGCAGAAUUGGAGACUUUUGCAUCGAACGUCGCGCGUUUUUAUUAUUAUUAUUAUUUACCUCCCUCCUCUCUGCGCGUUUGUCCACGGAUAGAGCCUGUUCCUCCCCUUGCCCAUCUUUUCCAGUCAGCUUCCUCUUCAGGUUGAGCGUUAUGGCCUGGCCGUGCAUCACGCGCGCUUGCUGCAUCAACCGCUUUUGGACCGAGCUGGACAAGGCGGACAUCGCGGUGCCUUUGGUUUUCACCAAAUACUCGGAUGUGGCCGACGUGCAGCACCUGCCCCACCACCCGCAGCCCAGGCAGAAGAAGGCCGCGGCUAUUGCCAUAGAAACCCAGCCGCAUCCGGAGGAGCGAGAGGCCGCCAAGGCACCGCCCGCGGCGGGUGGUGCCGCAGCGGCCAAAGACGGCGCGUCCGCUGCGUCCGUCAUGCGCCAAGACUUCAAGGCGUGGAGAGUGCGCCCCGAGCCCAGCUGCAAGCCCCGGAACGAGUAUCAGCCGCCGCCGGCUCCGUUCAGCAACGAGACUCAGUAUCAGAAGGAUUACAAGCCCUGGCCCAUACCGAGGAAGCACGACCACCCGUGGAUCCCCAAGCCCAGUCCCACCGCCGGCUCCAAGCUGGAGCACGCGGCGGCGGCGGCAGCAGCAGCUGGCGAGAGCGAGAGCGGCGUGGAGAAGAGCGAAAUCGAAGAGAAGAUUCAAGAGAAGGAGUCAAAGGAGGCAGUGAGGAGGGAGAAGUCCGCGGAGAGGAAAGCGGCAGAGAAGACGGAGGGACCCGCAGAGGUGAGCGCAGAGCAGCGGAGAGGCAGAGCCGCAGCGGACGCUCUCAACAGACAGAUAAAGGAGGUUAUGUCGACUUCUAGCAGCUACAGGACCGAGUUUAAGGCGUACAAGGAUGUAAAACCAGUAAAGCUGAUCAAAGCUCCCUCCCAGUAUAAACCACCUGGAGAGGAGACCAGCCUGGAAACCAGCUACAAUGCCACAUACAAGGGGGAGCAGGUGAAGGCCCAGGCCACUGACAACAAGCUGCUGGAGCGCCGGAGGAUACGCAGCCUGUACAGCGAGCCGGGCAAGGAGCCGGCCAAGGUGGACAAACCAACGUCUCGCACCAAACCAAAAAAGGCGCCGACAACGACUGGGAAGAUGGUGAAAAAAGCUAAGGAGAAGCAGAUGCCUGGUUCCCACCUGGCCAAGAAGAAACCAUCUGCGAACACACCCGAAGCCACGCCAGAGGGAACGGUGACGAAGAAGAGCAAAGAGAUCAGCAACAGACUGGCUGAGGCCAAACAUUAGGAAGGGGUCAACUCGUAUGCUUUUUAAGGGUGUGACGACAUCGCAGAGAAAAUAAUUUUCUUCCUCCUUUGUUCAUCUCCUCACCUGUUGUCAGGUUUACACGUAGGAUCACGUUUGAAUGACGUUGAGCUUUUAGGAUAAUGCAAAUAAUUUUACUGUAAACCGUAUGUGAACGUGUGAAUGUUUGUGACUCCUUUGUAUUCCGGCACACAGAACCGCUUUUCUAUUAUUGAGCACAUAAUUUGCACAUAUGAGUUCCACUUGACAUUAAACUGAAAAAAAAAAUUGAGACAUAAGUGUGCUUGUACAGUGUUGUGACAAAAGCCCAGAGCUAGCCCUCGUUACUUUUAAGUUUUGCCUUAAAAGAGUCCCGACUUUUGCGUAGGUUUCGAGCCAUAUUUCUCCAGACUUUUCAAGGAUCUCCUUGUUGGACCACACCUUUUUCAGUAGUCCUAUUUCUUGAGUGCCACUUUUUUAUUCAAUUAUUAGUCUUUUUUUUUUACUUGUAAAUCCUUUAGUUUAAUUUUCAAAAUUUUCAAAAUUCCCAGAUUUUGUUGCAUAAAGCUGUAUGCCAGUGAACAUAGCUAAGGAAAGAGAAACAAAAUGAUUUGCCUCGGUUAUUUUUGUUCCACUGGCUGGUACUUGUUAACACAAGACAGGUUAACUGCCUAACUUAGGGAACUCUUUUAUGCUUACAUGAUCUGUGGGUCAGUUUGAAAACAAACAGUGACGUAUAGGGUGUAUCAUAAAAAAUAAAUGAAAAGGUAGUCAUUGAUUGAUGAAAAAGAUGAAUAUAAAGUCUGGAGAAUGUUUGCUCAAACCUGCUUAAAGAACUCAAGAAAGUUUUGUGCAAUGCUAACAAAAUAUAAAGCUGCUGUCAUGCUGUUUCUUAUCCUAUCAUGUAUGUUUGCAAGUUACCUUUUACCUUUUUUUUUUUUUUUACCAUACUUAGUGAUUGACUGACCAUCUUGGGUUGAAAGUCCAACACUCGUUACUCGCCAAACGAGUGCCUCUAAGUAGCCUAAUAAUUCGAAGCCAAACUAAUGAAAAACAGAUCCAACUCUGAGCAUGCGAAAAUCAAUUCAUCUUCGUUGGCGCAGACAGAGCGUCUGCAUGUCAUAGCAUGAGAUGAAAUAUAAUUUAGAUAACGUAUCAUAUCAUUUUGAUGCAUUCAAAAAUUAUGAGACAGGCUCUUUGCUGGAGAUGGGUGCUACAGUAUCAGAUGCACAGAUAGGUGAACAUUAUUUACUGAAAUAUAUUCAUAUAUUCAUGCAGCUUUAAAAUGCAAGGCAUAUACGCAACAGUGUGACGAAGGUGUAAUGAAAUGAGGGAUGGCUCAAGACUUUUACACAGCACUGAAAUAUGUCUAAGAGGGGUUUUCUUUCUUUUCUCUGAAUGGAUGAUUACUAAGUUAAGUACUGACAUCAAUGUAUUAAAAAAAACUACGUCAAGGAGAUCCUUUUUUUCUCCGAGACGUAUCACGUGAGUGUUUUUUGUUUUUUGUUUGUUUUGUUUUUUUGUGAAAAGCUCUGUUUAUUUCUGGUUUCCUACUAACAGUGCCUCCGCUGUUUGGUCCUGGUUUUUAUUUCAUUGUUCCGGGUGAUAUCUGGCGUAAUCCAAUUGGUUGUUGGGAAAUUCAAUUAACUGUAAUGUAAUUGCUACAGCUUGCAUGCAAGACCCUUCUUUUGGUUGAGUGGCAGACUGUACGCGGUCACAGUUGCACUCUAGCUUGUAAAUGGAGCCUUUAAAGAUAAAUGUAUAGGUGAGAUACCUUUUUCAAGUAUAAUGCAUGAGUAGAAAUAGAUUCUGUUCACAACGAGACAUACAUUUAACUAGUAAUCUCAUUGAUUAGUGGCUGGUACUGCUGUAAAAUAACCACACCGGCAUUUAUGGUUUCACUCUGAAAAAUGUUUCUUUCGAUCUAAAUGCAAACAGGUUCCUUUGAUUGGUUUCUGAAAAAACUCUAUAUUUUGUGGCGUUGGCCUCCACACACUUCUCUAAGUUGUGAUUACAUAGUUGAGCUCAUUCAGAAAAAAAAAAAUUCAAAACACCGCACAAAGGUCUCAAAAGGAAGAAACUAUCUUGGUGAACAGGCCGAUCUCUCCAGGUGUUUAAGGGCAAGGAAUGGGCCAGGACUUCAAGCUCAGCUCUU
This is a messenger RNA of Poecilia latipinna (sailfin molly), 3447 nucleotides long. RefSeq names its product microtubule-associated protein 6b (gene map6b). The coding region runs from base 159 to 1295 and encodes 378 amino acids. The transcript is spliced from 3 exons. Gene Ontology annotation, cellular component: microtubule; Golgi-associated vesicle; cis-Golgi network. Gene Ontology annotation, molecular function: calmodulin binding; microtubule binding. Gene Ontology annotation, biological process: cytoskeleton-dependent intracellular transport; microtubule cytoskeleton organization; regulation of microtubule cytoskeleton organization. The record is from RefSeq and is a predicted model, not a curated record. Lineage: Eukaryota; Metazoa; Chordata; Actinopteri; Cyprinodontiformes; Poeciliidae.